Effrenium voratum is the source of this 930-nucleotide messenger RNA. NCBI's taxonomy places the organism in Eukaryota, Dinophyceae, Suessiales, Symbiodiniaceae. The record is from the annotation of a GenBank genome assembly.
AUGGGCCGGCGGAAGCAUCCGAAAGGUGAGGCGCCGGUGGGGCGCUCGUCGGAGGAGUGGCUGCUUGCCGUCGCCAGCGUCCCAGGUGGUUGUCCUCCGGCUUGGCUGCUGGGGGCGGUGGACCUGUUGCCGGCGCCCAGUUGCUGCCGCUUCAGCUGGGCCUCGCGCUUGCACCUGCAGAGCGUGCGGGAGGCCUGCGGCCAUCGCCUGGCGCUGAACCUGGGGGAGGGCUUCCUGCGCCAGGACCUGGUGCCCCCUGUGCCGAACCCCAUCUUGGCCCUGAGCCACCUGGAGUCCCUGGCGCACUCGGGCUUCCUCUUCUCUGGCUUGCGGCACCUGUUGCGGUGCAGGGAGGCCUCCAGCUGCCUCUUGGAGGCGGAGCCCUCGCCCGACGGCCUCUGCGACCUGCUCUUGGGUCAACUGCCCCCCGCAGUUUCGGAGGACCGCACCGCGCAGGAGGUCCGGGCGUCCAUCGCGGCACGCCUCGCGGCGCUGAUUUACCACUACACCCCGCCGAGGAACUGGGCGUCGGCGGUUGAGACCUUGCUGCGCCUUUGCCAAGGCCAAGGUCCCGAGCUGAAGACGUUGCUCAGCAAGGGUGGUGAAGUGGCACAAUUGCUGCAGGGUUUGCCGGAGCUCCUGCCGAAGACGCGCACGGCGCAGCAGCUGAAAGCGGGGAAGAUGAACAUCACCAAGCUGAUCUGCCAGCUGCUGGAGCGCUUGGCGUACCCUCCGCGGCAGGCGUCCCUGCUCUUGCAGAUCUCCUUGCCCAUGGAUCGCGCCAACCAAGUGAUCCCGAACCAAAGCGACCUCUUCAAACAGACCCUGAGAGCUCUGGAAGGGGAAGUCUGGUGCAAAGGGGACCAGAGUUUGGAUGUCAUCGUGGUGGAGGCACGGAAGUACUACGUGAUGUUCAUCGAAGGCGCCUGA